Salarias fasciatus (jewelled blenny) is the source of this 856-nucleotide messenger RNA. RefSeq names its product testicular haploid expressed gene protein-like. Bases 123 to 854 code for a protein of 243 amino acids. Lineage: Eukaryota; Metazoa; Chordata; Actinopteri; Blenniiformes; Blenniidae. Gene Ontology annotation, biological process: spermatogenesis. The record is from RefSeq and is a predicted model, not a curated record. The transcript has 6 exons.
CAUCAGCUGCAUUACGUCGUCUCUCCGGCUGAGCUCCACCACAAAAUCCUCUGUAAUAGCAGAGGAACGUCUCGUACGUAGAUAUUUCUUUAACAAGCUGUUUUUUACUUUUGAGUGUUUUCAUGGCUGCUCGGAUACAUCAGCUCGCUCAACCAAGAGCAGACCAGCUCAGAUCUCCUGACCGUCGCUCCGUUUACUGGCUGGAUAAAUUACCACCAGAAAGGACGGGAUCCACCACCAACAAGUUAACCCCUCGAUUGUUGGAUUUAUGCAAAAGCAAAAGAUUCGACUCUCAAGACACGAUCUCACCGAUCUGGGCGGUGAGUAAGUGCGCUCUGAAGGCAGUUGCCUCACAGAGGCUGUGUCGUCUGGCUGAGCCGCGGCGGCCUGUGACUGGCUGGCAGCUCGCCCGCCAGCUGCCAGUUCCGCUUGUUUGUGGUUUUUUCUGUCAGCUGAGCAGCGGUACUCAGACUGUAGUUGCAACUCCACGGAUUUUCCGGCUCGCACAACCAAAAAUAAGACGGGUUCAGGAUGGAUCCGGCCAAAAAUGUAAAGCUGGCCUUUUGACCCACCUCCCCAGCAAAGCAAACGCUCACAUAGAGCUGCUGGCGACCCCGAAGCAUGACCAUCCCAUGUUCAAAGGGGAGCGCUCGGCGUGUUGGCCCGUCUCCAGAACGGCACGACACCAUGCAGCCAGCCAGAGGCUUCACGAUCUGGCCGCCCCCAGAGAGCGGAAGGCUCUGUUUGAGGGGUACGACCCAUACGCCGUCAGCCGGGCCGCCCGGUCCGCCCAGCCCUCUCCACGGAUCCAGCAGCUGUGUUUACCUCUGCCCCGUAAAUGUAUCUCACAGUAGGA